Messenger RNA from Hansenula ciferrii, 1620 nucleotides. Its product is annotated as putative transporter SEO1. The transcript has a single exon. Gene Ontology annotation, cellular component: membrane. Gene Ontology annotation, molecular function: transmembrane transporter activity. Lineage: Eukaryota; Fungi; Ascomycota; Saccharomycetes; Phaffomycetales; Wickerhamomycetaceae. The record is from RefSeq and is a predicted model, not a curated record. The coding region runs from base 1 to 1620 and encodes 539 amino acids. Gene Ontology annotation, biological process: transmembrane transport.
AUGUCUUCAAAAUCAAAUAACACAAAUAAAGAAAAUUCUCUUGACUCACCAUCUACAAAUAAAAAAAUAUCCAAUUUUGAAAAACAUUUGACUCAUUCAUAUGAGAUAGAUCCACAACUUGAUCACAACAAUGAAACAGAUAAUGAUUAUCAAGACCAUGAUGAUAAUGAUUGGGAACUAACAAGAGAUCCACCUAAAGAAGGAUGGAAAAGAAAUUUACCUGAAUAUUUUUUUUCAAAUUCUGAACAUGCAAAAUUUAUAAGGAAAUUAGAUAUUUUAGUAUUUGGUUAUUCGCUAUUAUCAAGUUUUAUAUCAACUUUAGAUAAUUCAAAUAUUCAAAAUGCUUAUGUAUCAGGAAUGCAAAAAGAUUUAAAAUUAUAUGGGAAUGAAUUAAAUCUUUUCCAAACUUUUUAUUCAUGUGGUAUAAUUGCUGGUUCUGUUCCAUUAAUUUUCAUAUCAACUUAUAUUAGACCUUCAAUAAUUUUACCAACUUGUGAAUUAUUAUGGAGUAUAUUUGUGAUGUGUUGUGCUGGUGCAUCAAAUGCUAAAACUAUAUAUGGGUUAAGAUUCUUAAUUGGAUGUGCUCUAUCAAUUGGAUUCCCAGGUUUUACUGCAUUAAUUUCUUCAUGGUAUUUACCAAAUGAAUUAGGUAAAAGAAUUGUAUUUUAUGAAAUAUCAGGUAAUGUUGCUGCAAUGUUUUCAGGAUAUAUCCAAGCUGGAUUAUAUUCAAAUAUGGAUGGGAAACAUGGUCUUGCUGCAUGGAGAUGGUUAUUUAUAUUUGAUGGCGUUAUUAGUAUAUUUGUUGUUAUAUUGGGGUAUAUAAUUAUACCUGAUACCCCUACCACAACUAGAUCAAGAUUCUUAAACUCUAAAGAAAAAAAAUAUGCUAUAAAAAGAAUGGAAUUAGCUGGUAGAAAACCAAUAACAAAAGCUAAUUGGCAAAUGAUUAAACAAUCAUUAUCAACAUGGCAUUUAUAUGGAUUUGUAAUGAGUUUUUAUUUAUAUGGUACAUUUUCAUGGGGUGGGAAUUAUUUCAAUCUUUGGUUACAAUCAUUAAAUAAAUACACUGUACAACAAUUGAAUCAAAUACCAACAGCUUCACAAGGUGCAGCUAUUAUCAAUUCGUUUAUAAGUUCCAUACUAUCAGAUUAUUUCCGUCAUCGACCAAUAAUCAUAAUAAUCAAUAUGAUUAUCUGUAUGAUGGGUAAUGCAUUUAUUGCACCUUGGAAAUCUCCUGAAGGUUUAAAAUUUGUUGGUUAUAUCUUAAUAAACGUUGGAUGGCCUGGUCAAUCAUUAUUAAUGGCUUGGGCUAAUGAAAUUUGUCAAGGUAAUCCAUUAACAAGAUCAAUGAUUGUUGCAGUGGGGAAUACAUUUGUUAAUGCUACAAAUGCCUGGCUACAAGUCCUAUUAUUCCCAGCAUCUACAGCACCUCAUUAUAAAGCAGGAUAUCAUGUUUGUGCUGCAUUCAUUGGAUUAGCUGUUGUUAGUAUUGCUGUUUGUUGGGCUUUAUUACAACGUGAUUAUAAGAAAGGAUAUGCUAUAAAGAGUAAAGUAGGAUUACCUAUAUACCCACAAUGGGAAGAGGUUUUCAAUAAUGUCAAUCAUGAAAAAAACAAUUGA